AUGACAAAGAAUUUUUUUGAUCUUCACACGGCUGAGGAUGACCAUGGCGAAAUACGAUCACGGUAUAUAAGCGAAGGAUCAGUUGGACAUUCCACAUCAGUCGCCAUGAAGCAAUUGAUCUUCCUAGCUGCAAUUGUCACUUCAGGGUAUGGUGCCCUGCAAGGGUAUAGUUUAGAUAAACCCUCCAGAUCCGGAUUAAGCACAGGGCCAGGAUUCUCUGCUGGAGUGGGAAUUACAAGUGGAGCAGGAAUCUCCUCUGGAUCCGGUUUUACAUCUGGAUCAGGAGUUACGCCUGGCGGAAUCUCGAUUGGAAUUGAACCUGGAGUCGGGGGACUUGCACAUGGACCAGGUGGACUUUCACAUGGAUCUGGAAUUACUUUUACUGGAGUCCCAACUGGGGUAGGAAGUACUGAUGGUUUGAUCGGAGAUGGAUUCCCCUCCAUUACUGACGCCAUUGCCGUUGGAUGCAAGGAGGGAGAAAUUUUGCAUGUGGAUGGAACUUGUGUAGUUCCUGAAGUGUCUAGGAAAGUUUUUGUUGUGGAUGUUCCCCAACAACAACAGCUAUCAGGUCCUCCACCAAGUGUUCCUCCUCCUAAAGUGGAUCAUAAUAUCCUGUUUGUGCGCCUUCCUGAAGAAGGUCUUGCACCUGAACCUAUCGUUAUUCCUCCACCAAGGCAAAACAACAUUGUCUACGUCCUUAACAAGCAGAACGAACAGGCACAAAGGGUUAUUGAAGUCGAAGCUCCUCCGCCGUCAGAGCCCGAAAUCUACUUCGUGAACUACGAUGAUGGAGAAAAUCCUACUCUUCCUGGAGGUAUCGAUCUUCUUACUGCUCUUGGAUCCGCUGCCGAGACUGGCGGAGAAGUAAUUGGUGCCGUAGGAGGCGCUGGAACCGUUGGAGGCAUUGGAGGAGUCUCAGGUCUACAAGGAGGCGCCGGACAAGGCGGCAUUGGCGGAAGCGGCGCUGGUCUUGCUGGUGGCGUCGGAGGAGGUGCCGGAUUAGGUGUUAGUGGAGGCUCCGGUGGAGUAUUUAGAGGAAACAGCGGAUCUGGCGGUGGAUUUGGAAUUUCUGUAGGAAGUACAAGUGGACAAGUCCGACCUGGAUCUCUUGGUAAUUUGGGAACUCCGUCAGGUCUAUAUUCGACACCAUAG
This is a messenger RNA of Penaeus chinensis, 1152 nucleotides long. Its product is annotated as pupal cuticle protein 36-like. Lineage: Eukaryota; Metazoa; Arthropoda; Malacostraca; Decapoda; Penaeidae. Bases 1 to 1152 code for a protein of 383 amino acids. The transcript has 2 exons. The record is from RefSeq and is a predicted model, not a curated record.